Messenger RNA from Caenorhabditis bovis, 1227 nucleotides. NCBI's taxonomy places the organism in Eukaryota, Metazoa, Nematoda, Chromadorea, Rhabditida, Rhabditidae. The record is from the annotation of a GenBank genome assembly.
AUGUCCUUCUUUGACGGUAUUCCGGUGGCUCCACCAAUUGAGGUUUUCCACAAAAACAAGCUCUACUUAGAUGAGACUUCUCCUCAAAAAGUUAAUUUGACUAUUGGAGCGUACCGCACCGAGGAAGGCAAGCCAUGGGUUCUUCCUGUCGUUCACACCACCGAAAUGGAGAUUGCUAGUGACGACUCGCUCAAUCACGAAUAUCUUCCAGUUCUCGGACAUGAAGGAUUCCGAACCGCUGCUACUGCUCUUGUUCUCGGCGAGAACUCUCCAGCAAUUAAGGAAGGACGCUCAUUCGGAGUUCAAUGCCUUUCGGGAACUGGAGCUUUGCGCGCGGGAGCGGAAUUCUUGGCUAAGGUUCUCAACUUGAAGACGGUUUUCGUCAGUAACCCAACAUGGGGCAACCAUAAGCUCGUAUUCAAGAACGCUGGAUUCACUGAACUCCGCGAUUAUACCUACUGGGACUACGAAAACAAGCGUGUCCACAUUGAGAAGUUCGUGGCCGAUUUGGAGGCUGCUCCGGAGAAAUCGGUUGUAAUCCUUCACGGAUGUGCUCACAACCCAACUGGAAUGGAUCCAACCCAUGACCAAUGGAAGCAAAUUGCUGAAGUGAUCAAGAAGCGCAAUUUGUUCACUUUCUUCGACAUUGCUUAUCAAGGAUUCGCUUCUGGCGAUCCGGAUGCUGACGCUUGGGCGGUCCGCUAUUUCGUUGACCAAGGAUUGGAAAUGGUCGUUUCGCAGUCGUUCGCCAAGAACUUUGGACUAUACAAUGAGCGUGUUGGAAACCUCACGAUUGUGAUGAACAACCCAGCAAACCUUGCUGGAUUCGCUUCGCAAAUGUCGUUGGUCAUUCGUGCUAACUGGUCAAACCCACCGGCGUUCGGUGCUAGAAUCGUUCACAAGGUCUUGACUACUCCGGAAAGACGCCAACAAUGGAAUGCGUGCAUCGGCGCGAUGGCUAGCCGCAUUCGCGAUAUGAGAGCUGCUCUUCGCGGAAAGCUUGAGGAGCUUCAGACUCCGGGAACGUGGGAACACAUCACUCAGCAAAUUGGAAUGUUCAGCUACACCGGCUUGAACGUCAACCAGGUCAACCAUCUCAUUGCUAACCACAAAGUAUUCCUUCUUUCUGAUGGACGCAUUAAUAUUUGUGGCCUCAACACUAAGAACGUCGAGUACGUUGCCAAGGCUAUUGAUGAGACUGUCCGCUCGGUCAAAAGCAACAUCUAA